ACAAUCAGGAGGCCGGACGAGGGGAGAGGUAUCUACACGACAGAAACCCCUACUCCCACACAUCGUUUUUCCAGGCCUCAUGGGGCCGUCGACACCGCAAGGUGUACCUGGUGAUGGCAACCAUAGUGCAACAGGAAGCAAUGACAGCGCUGACACUGGAAGCAGCGUUAGUGUAAGGGACUACCCAUCACGAAAAAGCGCUACCUCUCUUCUAUCAGGCGGGAGCACGGGGGGUAGCUGCAUCGAUAGCUUGGGUGGCCCCAAAAUCAAAACUUUCGUCGGCCGGUUGCUGAAAACGAAAUGCAUGGAUGCCUUGUUGGAGCAAGUGGCCAACUCGGAAUUACAUCGGACGCUGGGAGCUUUCGAUUUGACUUUACUCGGCGUCGGAGAAAUAGUGGGUACGGGCAUCUUCGUCCUGACCGGGACGGCGGCCGCAAACCACGCGGGCCCUGCCGUGGUUCUAUCCUUUGUCAUCGCAGGCAUUGCCUCCAUGUUCGCGGCUCUGUGCUACAGCGAACUGGCCUCGAUCAUUCCCGUGGCGGGCUCUGCCUACACGUAUUCGUACGCGACGCUGGGCUCCUUUGUAGGCUGGACUAUUGGGUGGGACCUGUGCCUGGAGUACCUGGUAGGGGCCGCGACUGUCAGUGUGGGGUGGUCUGCAUACCUCCGUAGCUUUCUGGCCUCGGUCGGAUACGACAUGCCCACGAAAUGGAGCCGGAGUCCAGUGGGCUGGGACGUGCACCGGGAAGCCUUCUAUGUGACCGGCGACUACGUGGACCUGCCAGCUAUGGCCAUCGCGCUCGUGAUGACGGGGCUGCUCGUCUUCGGGAUCAAGGAGAGCGCGCGGAUCAACGCUGUCAUCGUCGCGAUCAAGCUCUCGGUGAUUGUUAUUUUCAUUUGCGCCAUGGGCCCGCACGUGGACCGGUCGAACUGGGAGCCCUUCGUCCCGCCCAACGAGGGCACUUUCGGGCGCUACGGCAUCAGCGGUAUCUUCCAAGGGGCUUCCGUUGUCUUUUUCUCCUACAUCGGCUUCGAUAGCGUCAGCUGCUGCGCGCAGGAGUGCAAGAAGCCCGAGCGCGACCUCCCUAUUGGCACCCUUUCUUCGCUGGCGAUCUGCACCACGCUCUACAUCCUGGUCGCGCUCAUUGCCACCGGCCUUCUCCCCUACUACGAGUUCAAGGGCAUCGCCCACCCCAUAUCCUAUGCCGUGGAGGGCAUCGAGGGGUACGAGUGGUUGGAGAUGGUCAUCAACAUUGGCGCUAUCGCCGGUCUCACCUCGGUCAUCCUUGUCUCCCUCAUGAGUCAGCCCCGCAUCUUCUACGCCAUGGCCGUUGACGGCUUCGUGCCUGCGUUUGCCGCCAAGGUCCACCCCAGAUAUAAGACACCCUGGGUCACCACCAUCAUCACUGGGGCCCUCUGUGCGCUGUGCGCAGGGAUCUUGCCCAUCGAAGUGUUGAGCGAGUUGACCUCGGUCGGCACCCUUUUCGCUUUUGUUCUCGUCUGUAUAGGUGUCUCCGUGCUGCGGUAUCGGCGUCCGAAUCUAGAGCGCAAGUUCCAGGUACCUUUCGGACCGUGGUUGAUUCCAGGUCUUGGCGCAUCGAUCAGUUUUCUUCUAAUUUGCACUUCAAGCACUCACACCAUUUACCGGCUGAUGGUGUGGAUGGCGAUAGGAUGGAUCAUAUAUUUCGUGUGGGGACUCGAGAAUUCUCAAAAGGUGAUGGAGCGCACAAUUCUACCAAAUCGCGAACAUGACGAUGGGAAUACUUUAAACGAAGGGCGGGGGGCUGAGACGGGGGUGGCGAUGGUAACGACCGACUCGUAGAGCAGAGAGCGACAGGAGACUCAAGUAUAAGGCACAAAGUACGGUAAAGGUCAUCUUAAGCGAUAAGAUGAGAGGAUAACAGGUGACAUAAACUGAUAAUCAUUACAAGUGUGUAGAGCAUAUGAUGGUACAUAACUCAGAGGCACCUACUGCCUGUGCUUGCCUAUAGGCAACUAUAACGUAACUUCAUUUACAGGGGAGCAACGACUUAAAAGCACUAUGACAACAUGCAAAUAAGAUA
Molecule: messenger RNA, 2063 nt
Organism: Nannochloropsis gaditana CCMP526
Product: cationic amino acid transporter
Exons: 1
Biological process (GO): transmembrane transport; amino acid transport
Cellular component (GO): membrane
Molecular function (GO): amino acid transmembrane transporter activity
Source: RefSeq, a predicted model, not a curated record